Arabidopsis thaliana (thale cress) is the source of this 3024-nucleotide messenger RNA. It is a transcript of the gene MBR2, whose product is annotated as RING/U-box superfamily protein. The record is from RefSeq and is marked reviewed. Gene Ontology annotation, biological process: response to far red light; protein ubiquitination; seed germination. Lineage: Eukaryota; Viridiplantae; Streptophyta; Magnoliopsida; Brassicales; Brassicaceae. The transcript has 7 exons. Bases 601 to 2601 code for a protein of 666 amino acids. Gene Ontology annotation, molecular function: ubiquitin protein ligase activity.
AAUAAAAACUCUUUACAAUAAAUUAUGUCUGCCUGUUUCAAUUUACCAAACUUCUUUUGAUUAAAAUCUUUGGAACCAAAUUAAAUUUUAAUUACACGAAAAUGUGUUUGUAAGAAAAGAUAGUAUCAUUCAUCACAUGUAAUCUCUACGCCUCUUAAUCCUCUCUUCCCUCAUCCACUGCUUCUUUUUUUAAUAACCCAUUUCAUCUCUUUCCCCUUUUACGCUCUUUUCUUUCUUCAUUUUCUGUGGAAAUUUUCAGAGCUUUUCUGUGUAAAUUAAAGAGUUCUUUUUUGAAGGAAAUAGGCAAUCUCAUCCUGAGAAUCAAACAACCGGAAAAUUCAAUAAAUGAAACGCCUUUAAUUGUUUUUUCUUACAAAACUUCUAAGCAGAUUACUUUGGCGGAGACCCAUCUGAUUGGUAUUUUUGCAGAUAUUCCGUUCUUGGAGUACCAACUGGCCUGGAGCUACAUUCCUUAGCCUGGAGUAAAUAAUAGGCUGACCCUUUGAAAUCAACAUGGUUUCCUCAAGAACUUAAUAACUUUUCGCUGGUUUCUGUCCUGGAGCGUUGUUGUGUGUUUGGUCAGAGGUAUUAAUAAGUCCAAUGCAAGGUCCACGAAGCACUGGUGAUUCAUCGACUGGAAUAAAUUAUGCAGAUGGAGAACCCAUCUGUAGCACCAAUUCAGAGACUACUUCCAAUAACAUCCUGAAUCCAGUGGAUGUUCAGUUUCCAAACAAUACUACAGGUUCAGGACGACCAACUUACGCAAGCUCUAGCUCGCAUGUUGUUCAAAAUCAUAACUGGUGGAGUUUUGGUGAAUCCAGCUCUAGAUUGGGGCCUUCUGAUCAUUUAAAUUCCAAUGGUUCAAAGACUGAUCGACAGCUUCUCUCAGAUGGCUAUGGAUUUGAGGAAGGGCAAUCAGGUAUGUUGUUACCUGGAGAGUCCUUUUUGCGUGGGUCAAGCUCUAGUCAUAUGUUAAGUCAUGUAAAUCUGGGCAAGGACAUGGACAUUGGUAGUGGUCUGCAGACUUCUGGGGUCGUUAUCCGCCAUAAUAACUGCGAGACUUCAUUGGGAAGCUCAAGUCAAACCGCAGAGGAGAGAAGCAGUGGUCCAGGUUCUUCGUUGGGUGGUCUAGGUUCAUCCUGCAAAAGAAAGGCUCUUGAAGGAGCUCCUAGCCAUUCUUUCCCUGGUGAAAGUCAUGGUUGCUUUUUUCAAACUGAGAAUGGUGCUUGGAAUGAGGGUCUUGCUCAAUAUGAUGCUUCAAGUAGCUUAAGUUUGUCUAUGCCCUCACAAAAUUCUCCAAAUGUUAAUAAUCAGUCUGGUCUACCAGAACCAAGAUUUGGAUUGGGUGGUGGGAGAGCAGUUACAGCAAGUGCUUUUCCUUCUACAAGAAGCACGGAAACCAUCUCUAGACCUGGCAGGCGGUUAAAUCCUGGGCAGCCACCAGAGUCAGUUGCAUUCAGCUUCACACAGUCCGGUAGUUCUGUGCGUCAGCAACAGCAGUUACCAGCAACUUCUCCUUUUGUUGACCCUCUGGAUGCAAGAGCAAUACCAGUUACAGGUAGCUCAAGCAGUGGUGAUGGUCAGCCAAGUAUGAUCCACCUUCCUGCAUUGACAAGAAAUAUACACCAAUUUGCUUGGAGUGCUUCGUCUAGUUCGAGAGCAAACAGUAUGCCUGAAGAGGGAUUGUCACCAUGGGACGCGCCAAGAAUAAACUCAGAGCAGCCAGUCUUUACUACACCUGCAAAUGAAACGAGAAAUCCAGUGCAGGAUCAGUUUUGUUGGAGUUUCACUCGUGGAAACCCUAGUACAUCUGGAGAUUCUCCCUUUGUUCCUCGAGCAGGAUCGAGUUCAGGGAUCCAUGGUUUGCAGCCGAAUCCCACUUGGGUUACUCCCCAUAAUCAAUCAAGAAUAUCAGAAGUUGCUCCGUGGUCUUUAUUUCCUAGUAUCGAAUCUGAAUCUGCUACUCAUGGUGCUUCUCUUCCAUUACUACCCACAGGGCCUUCUGUUUCCUCGAAUGAAGCUGCAGCGCCGUCUGGAUCUAGUAGUCGUAGUCAUCGCUCUCGACAAAGAAGAUCGGGAUUAUUACUGGAAAGGCAAAAUGAUCAUCUCCAUUUGCGUCACUUAGGAAGAAGCUUAGCUGCUGAUAAUGAUGGAAGGAACCGGCUGAUUUCCGAGAUACGGCAGGUGUUGAGUGCCAUGCGAAGAGGGGAGAAUUUACGGUUUGAGGAUUAUAUGGUAUUCGAUCCACUGAUCUACCAAGGUAUGGCCGAGAUGCAUGAUAGGCAUCGGGAUAUGCGUCUUGAUGUUGAUAACAUGUCAUAUGAGGAGCUAUUGGCACUUGGGGAACGCAUAGGAGAUGUGAGCACUGGUCUAAGCGAAGAGGUGAUCCUGAAAGUAAUGAAACAGCACAAACAUACAUCAUCCGCUGCUGGCUCUCACCAGGACAUGGAGCCUUGCUGUGUCUGUCAGGAAGAGUAUGCAGAAGGAGAUGAUCUUGGAACACUGGGAUGUGGUCAUGAAUUUCACACUGCCUGCGUCAAGCAAUGGCUGAUGCUCAAGAAUCUCUGCCCAAUUUGUAAGACUGUGGCUUUAUCGACAUAAAAGCACCGUUCCUUCAUCCUCGUCCUCUUUCCCUAUCUCCUCCCAACCUAUUGUGAUCCUUGAAAUGAAAGAAAAAAGGAGAAAAAGAGAUCGCGUAAGAGGUCGCUUCUGUCUUACCCGCAUUGAUAUCAAGAGAGAGUUGAAACAAGGAAGGGCCUGUGAUGAAUGAUCGAUCCUUGUGUGGAAGCAUCAUGUUGAAUUACAUAGGAGAAGAGAAUAAUAACUAUCAAUUGACUCAAUCUUUUGAAUUGUUGGAUUAUGAUGAUAAGUCAUUGUUUAUUGUCAGUCAACUCAAAUCUGAGGUACCAAUUCUGUAUUUGAGAGUGUCAUUGCUCUUUAGCUUUAAUAUUUUUCAGGUAAUUUUUGUUGAUUCGUUAUCGUUUGAUUGUUGCGGUAAAUGAAUUCUAUUGUGAAAAAGGGAAA